This is a messenger RNA of Heterocephalus glaber (naked mole-rat), 2403 nucleotides long. RefSeq names its product zinc finger protein 124-like. Lineage: Eukaryota; Metazoa; Chordata; Mammalia; Rodentia; Bathyergidae. Gene Ontology annotation, biological process: regulation of DNA-templated transcription. The record is from RefSeq and is a predicted model, not a curated record. Gene Ontology annotation, molecular function: RNA polymerase II cis-regulatory region sequence-specific DNA binding; DNA-binding transcription factor activity, RNA polymerase II-specific.
CAGGGAGGCGCUGGUCCAUCCCGCUGCGCGUUUGCGCGUCCCCGAGCGGGCGCCGGGCGGAGCUUGGAAGCGGGGACCCGGCCAGGGUUGCCGCCCGCCCGGCGGGUCCAUCCGCCCAGCUCCGGGACCGCCGCGGGUCUGGGGAGCAGCUUGGGGUCUCUGACGCGAAGCUUGCUGCUCCUGUCUGUUAAACAGCAGUCCCUCGGCAGAGCUCACUAGCGAGUGCUACGGCUAGCUAGCGUCAGUGACCAAGGGAGUCGGAUGUGCAUGUAUAUAAGUCCUCUGUGUGUCACCAAGAGCAAAGAAAUGAAUCCAUCUGUGAAGGCAGUGACCUUUGAGGAUGUGGCUGUGGACUUCACCAUGGAGGAGUGGGCUUUGCUGGAUCCAUCCCAGAAGGAGCUCCACAGAGAUGUGAUGUGGGAGAACUUUAGGAAUGUGGCCUCUAUAGGAAGAAAGUGGGAUGACCAACAAAUUGAAGAUGAGUAUAAAAAUUACAGGAAAAAUCUAAGAAGUGAAGAGGUGGAGAAAUGCUGUCAAUAUAAAUUAUGGUAUCAACAUGAAGAAAUGGUUUUUAUGACUCCCGAUACUAAUGUGCACUUUAAACUGCUUGGUACAAAACCAGGUGAAGGCCUUGCCUGUAGCAAGCCCAUGAUUUGUUAUUCAUCACCAACCAUGCCAAUUAUAGAUAACACUGGACUCAAAUCACAUGAGAAUCCUGGAUUUGAACAGAAGGUAUCUAACUGUAACAGACAAUGGAAAUCCUGCACUGACGUCCAGUCGUUUCAGAACCAUGCAAAGACAAAUCCUGGAGUGAAACCCUAUGGAUGUAAACAAUGUGGAAAAUCUUACUCUGAUUGCACCGAAGGAAGUAAUGCUGAAGAGAAGUCUUUCGUAUAUAAGCAGGAUGUAAAAGCUGUCACUUCAGCCAAUUAUGUUCAAAUCCAGCAAAGAAAUCACAGGGUGAAUACUUGUAUACCUAUACAAGGUGGAAAAGAUUUUAAUUCUCACCAUGAUAUUCAGAAACAUGAAAGAGCUCACACUGGAGAAAAAUCCUAUGUGUAUAAACAAUGUGAGAAGUCCUUUACUAAUAACAAUUCAUUUGGUAAUCAUGAACAAACUCACACUGGGGAGAAACCGUAUGUAUGUAAGCAGUGUGGGAAAGCUUUCACCACACAAAGUUAUUGUCACAUUCAUAAAAGAACUCACACUGGGGAGAAACCAUAUGUAUGUAAGCAGUGUGGGAAAGCUUUCAGCCAACACAGUCAUUGUCAAAUACAUGAACGGACUCACACUGGUGAGAAACCCUAUGUAUGUAAACAGUGUGGGAAAGCUUUCAGCCAACACAGUGUUUGUCGAACACAUGAACGAACUCACACUGGUGAGAAACCAUAUGUAUGUAAGCAAUGUGGGAAAGCUUUCACUACACACACUUAUUGUCAAAUACAUGAAAGAAAUCACACUGGUGAGAAACCCUAUAUAUGUAAGCAAUGUGGGAAAGCUUUCAGUACACUUGGUAGUUGUCGAGUACAUGAAAGAACUCACACUGGUGAGAAACCCUAUGUGUGUAAGCAAUGUGGGAAGGCUUUUGCUAUACACAGUUAUUGUCAAAGACAUGAACGAAGUCACACUGGUGAGAAACCCUAUGUAUGUAAGCAAUGUGGGAAAGCUUUCAGCACGCAUGGUAAUUGUCGUGUACAUGAAAGAACUCACACUGGAGAGAAACCCUAUGUGUGUAAGCAGUGUGGAAAGGCUUUCAAGCAACAGAGUAAUUGCCGAACACAUGAACACACUCACAGUGGUGAGAAACCGUAUGUAUGUAGGCAAUGUGGGAAAGCUUUCAGCAAACACUGUCAUUGUCAAGUACAUGAAAGAACUCACACUGGAGAGAAACCCUUUGUGUGUAAGCAGUGUGGGAAAGCUUUCAAGCAACAGAGUAAUUGCCGAACACAUGAACAAACUCACACUGGUGAAAAACCUUAUGUGUGUAAGCAAUGUGGAAAUGCUUUUAGCACACACAGCGGUUGUGUAAGACAUGAAAAGAAUCACACAGGCUAGAAACUGUAGGGAGUAUAGAAAAGCCUUUGGUUACUGUAAUAAUCAUCAUUGAAAAACUAAGAAGAAAUUAACUUUGAAUAUAAAAAGUGACUUGUACUGACAUCAAAGGACAGUGCAGAGAAGCCUUUUCAUAUGCAAUGUAAAUCUGAGUACACAGGUAUCAUUAGAUAACUGAAAGAAUUCAUAGAAGAGAGAAUCUGAACAUAUGUGAACAAUGAGGGAAAUGUUUUAUUUUUCUUGGUGCAUUAAAGUACGUGAAUCCACCUAAGAGGGAAGCCAUGUGUAUGCAGUAACUGUGGGGAACCCUUCCAGUGUUCCACUUACCUUGACUAACAUGAGAGAGCUCCC